This is a messenger RNA of Colletes gigas, 2865 nucleotides long. It is a transcript of the gene lute, whose product is annotated as BTB/POZ domain-containing protein 3-like. Gene Ontology annotation, biological process: neurogenesis. Gene Ontology annotation, molecular function: protein binding. The record is from RefSeq and is a predicted model, not a curated record. NCBI's taxonomy places the organism in Eukaryota, Metazoa, Arthropoda, Insecta, Hymenoptera, Colletidae. The coding region runs from base 290 to 1864 and encodes 524 amino acids. The transcript has 8 exons. Gene Ontology annotation, cellular component: cytosol.
CUGAGAGUGGCCCGAGAAGGUAUAGCGCAGCGGGGGACUCGAUGAUGGCUCACUAGAGUUCUCAGUCAGACGUUUGAAGAUGAUCACCGUGGAGUUUUAGCCGAUCAAGGUCCACGGUUUUUAGAAACACCCGCUAUAUGAACGCGCGUGCCCUAAGUUGUCGUCUAUCGACCGACGUGCGUAACUAUCUAACCAGCGCCCGUCUGACAUGGCGCCCAUGUAACUGAAAUCCAAAAUCGUUCCGUGUUGCAAUUGAAGAAAUAACAGACAUCACGUUUGAGAAGUGACAAUGGCGAUGUCAAAUCUUUAUUCGAAAAUAUCAACGAAACCGAUGAAACGCUUCCAGGAGAACGUCACAGUUAAGCAGACUAAUCCAUGGUUAAACGCGGAAUCACCGAUCACUGUAUCAGAUUCACCACCAACAAUAAGUCCACUAACUUCUUCAAUUGUACUACAGCGUGAGGGAACAAUAAACCAACCCCUUAGCGCACCUGCUUCACCUUUGUCUUCCUUGUCACCUCUUAUAACACAGUUAAACUUAUCAUCACCAGAAGACUGUACACAAGAUCCUAAUUGGCAAGCAACAAAAUCUACAGUACGCGAACGGAAUGCUGCCAUGUUUAAUAACCAUCUGAUGGCAGAUAUUAUAUUUAUUGUUGGCAGUCCAGGUCACACUCAAACUAUACCAGCACACAAGUACGUUUUAGCUACUGGUAGUUCUGUAUUUUAUGCAAUGUUUUACGGUGGGUUAGCAGAAAAUAAGAGAGAUAUAGAAGUACCUGACGUAGAUCCAGCUGCCUUUCUUGCUCUAUUAAGGUACAUGUAUUGCGACGAAGUACAAUUAGAAGCCGAUACAGUUUUAGCAACGCUUUAUGUCGCUAAAAAAUACAUAGUCCCUCACCUAGCAAGAGCAUGCGUUAACUAUUUGGAAACAAGUUUGACAGCAAAGAAUGCAUGUUUACUUUUGAGUCAGUCACGUCUAUUCGAAGAACCAGACCUUAUGCAGCGUUGCUGGGAAGUAAUAGAUGCUCAAGCAGAAAUGGCACUAAGAUCAGAUGGCUUUGUGGAUAUUGAUAUUCAUACUCUCGAAUCGGUACUUUCUCGUGAAACAUUAAACUGUAAAGAAAUACAUAUAUGGGAUGCUGCAUUGCGAUGGGCAACCGCUGAAUGCAUUAAACAAGAACUUGAACCAUCGGCAGCGAAUCAAAGACGGCUAUUGGGAUCUGCUUUGUAUUUAAUUAGACUUCCCGCCAUGAAUUUGGAAGAAUUUGCCAAUAGUGCUGCACAAACUGGAAUCUUAACGCAACAAGAAACAAUCGAUGUCUUUUUGCAUUUUACUGCCAGCAAUAAACCUCAACUUUGCUUUCCUAUCAAACCUCGUCAAGGCUUAAAAACUCAGGUGUGUCAUAGGUUUCAGUCGUGCGCAUAUAGAUCAAAUCAAUGGCGCUAUAGAGGCAGGUGUGAUUCAAUUCAAUUUAGUGUUGACAAAAGAAUUUUUGUUGUCGGUUUUGGACUUUAUGGGAGCUCAUCUGGUGCUGCAGAUUAUAAUGUUAGAAUUGAACUAAAAAGAUUGGGGUGUGUUUUAUCCGAAAAUAGCACUAAAUUUUUCUCAGAUGGUUCAAGUAGUACGUUUCACGUAUAUUUUGAGAAUCCAAUUCAAAUCGAACCAGAAUGCUUUUAUACAGCUAGCGUAAUAUUAGACGGGGGCGAGUUAAGUUACUUUGGCCAAGAAGGCAUGUCAGAAAUAACAGUUGGUAAUGUGAAUUUUCAAUUUCAAUGCAGUUCCGAAAGUACGAAUGGCACAGGUGUGCAAGGGGGACAAAUACCCGAACUAAUUUUCUAUGGACCGCCAGUAGAUGACUGACGGAAGUUUACCACGGAGAUAAUGGUUUAACUAGGUUUCUAAAAAAAAUGUACCUUAAAAUUAUUCGAGGUUUUAUGCAAUUCUUGUUUUGAUUCUAUUUUUAAAUCAGUGACAAAAGUUGUGUAAUAGAUGCACUCUAAAUUUUUAAAUAUUACGUUUUAAAUUUUCCAUAAUAUUAUCAUUGAAUACCUUGUACAAAACAAUAACAUUGAUAACUUACUCCAAUUUACUUUUUCCUUAAAUCAUAAUUUUAUUCAUUUCCGUUCUAUCUAUCUUCUUUAUUAAUCCAAUUCAUUUUUUAUGUUUUAAUUACAUGGAGAGGAUAAUGAGAACAUUGUCAAUUUAUAUUUUGUUAUCAAUGUAAAGAAAGUAUAAUGAUACAAUUACACUUUAAUCCGAAGCUAAUGCCAAAUUCUGAACUCCGUAAGAAAUUCAAUACACGUCGAAAUAAUUUCAUAAAAGAAUAUAUUUUCUUGAAAUAAAAUUUUUACAAUUUUAUAAAUGCACAAAAAGAUAGUUGCUUUUUAUACUAUUAUAUUUUAUAACAUAAUCAUAUGACAAUUAUAAAUGAUUAUCAUGUAUUUUGGAAUAAUUCGCUAUUAUUAAUAUUGUUUUUAUUAAAAAAUAUGGGAAUAUAAAUUCUAUAAUUUAAAUUUAAACUAAGGCUUGUGUAAAGGAGUGACAGUUUUCUAAACAGAGUGCAUCUAUAACCAGCUUCAGUAUACUCAAGUCGUUAUUAAAUUUUGUUUGAAUGGAAACUCAGUGAAAAGUUUUUUUUACAUAACUUGGAUAUUUAAAUAAUCAUUUGUAAAUAUGCAAAAGUCAGAGUAUAUAAAAAUAUCUGUUAAACAACUUUAAGAAGGCAGAAUGUAAAAAUGUUCUUUAAAUUAAUAGAGAAUGAUUGAGAAAGUUUAGAAGUGCUAUUCAAAACACUUUACUGUCUUUGAAAUUAUUGUUAAAUAGUAUAUUUAUCGCAGCUUAUUUAGUUUCCAAUUACCAAA